Synchiropus splendidus (mandarinfish) is the source of this 3000-nucleotide messenger RNA. Its product is annotated as nuclear receptor coactivator 7. Bases 238 to 2313 code for a protein of 691 amino acids. The record is from RefSeq and is a predicted model, not a curated record. Gene Ontology annotation, cellular component: nucleus. Gene Ontology annotation, biological process: regulation of transcription by RNA polymerase II; response to oxidative stress. Lineage: Eukaryota; Metazoa; Chordata; Actinopteri; Syngnathiformes; Callionymidae. The transcript has 16 exons.
GGAAUCUUUGGGCGCUUGAGGCGGUGGGCGGGGCUUGGUGCUCGAAUUUGUUGUCUGCAGUGAUAUCAUAACACCGCAACGUGAAGACGCUCUCUAACGACCGCUCCGCAUCUCCAUCUUUCGUCCGGUUACAGGUGCUAAAUCUGGGGCAAGAAGGAGGCAUGGGGAGCAAAAGAAGAAGGAAGGAUGCCAGCUGAGACACCCUUUGCCAACACAGCACACUGAAAACCGGAAAGAAUGGCCCAGUCUGUGAGGAGGACGGAGAGUGUGGGAGCUAUGGACCAUGAAAGACUGCAGAGAAACACCAACCGGACCAGCUACUUCGGCAAUGUCAAGAGCAGACUGGGGUCCAAACUGCCAACAAGCAUCUCGCAACCCGCGCAGUUUGCCAAGGGGCCGUGGGAAACUCAACCGCUGACCCGGCUGAUUCAGGAUCCGGUCAUGGGUAAACAACACCAACCCAUCACCUGUCGGCCCCUCAACCACAUCCCCCACAUCAGGAACCCCAAAUUGCGGCAGUACUAUUUGCAAGGAACCUCGUGGGAUCUGAACCCUGCAGUGAAGCAAGACCUGUCAGAAGACGGCUCACACGCGCAGGGUUCCCAUGGCGACACGGUCUUCAGCGUCUCUGCUAAGUUCACCAGUGGUGACUCGUCUGACAGGUUAUCGUCCCAGCUUCUGUCUCUGUCCGCCCCCUUGGGUGCACCAGAGCAGCUGAAGGAGAAAACCGGCUCCACGUCUCGAGGAUUGCCACGACCCGAACCCGCAAAACUUAAGGCAGAAGCUGAUCCAGUCUCCCCGGCUCAGACCCAGUCACCUUCACCAGAGGCCGAGUAUGACAAAUUACUGGAUGUGGAGGCAGUUCCGCUGCCUGAUGGACAGCUGUGCUUAUUGGCUCUCCCGCCAGAGUGCUGUCAGGGUGAGGGACCCGAGGCCACGUCUUACCUCAAGCUGUUCUGCCGCUACGUCACAGACUGCAAGGGGGUGGUGUCCGGAAUCCUGCUGGUGACCUCCAACAAGAUCUUCUUCGACCCCUGCAAGAACAACCCUCUGGUGAAGGAGCACGGCUGCGAGGAGUACCUGCUGUCGUGCUCCGUCGACAGCCUUGUGUCGGUCUCCUUCUGCGCCGACAUCUCUCAUGUUCACUUCAGCAACUCCCAGCACAAGAAAAAAGGAAAGAAGGCUUUUCUGAAGAGGACCGCCCAAGACGGUGAUGACCACAAGAGGGAGCCAAUUCCUACUACAGUGCCUCCAUCUGCUGUGACCAGUUCAGUCGCAGAGGAAGAAGAGAGUGAGCCAGAAAGUGCUGCCUCAGAUGUGCUUGGAGUUGCUGCUGCCAGCUUCUGUUGUGGUGGACGGGAGGAACCCGGUAAAGAAAGUAGACUUCCUGCGAAUGAGCCAUCUGGACGCUGCCGGUCAGCGCACCCCGGGUCGGUGAUGUUUGUGCGGCUGCGGGUUCAGCCAACGUCAGGGAAGAGCGGUGGCCCCCGAGGCCAGCAGCUGGGGGUGAACAAAACCAGACGGGACGCCUGGUUUGUCCUCUCUCAAGAGAGCUCCGACGAGCUGUAUUCCUACCUGACACGCUGCCGACCAGACUUGUGCGUGACUGAGGGCGGGGAGGAGGAGGAAGGGGAGGGCGAGGAAGAGGAGUUCGUGCUCAUCGAGGAUCAAGACGAGGCGGAAGGCCAUGCGGAGGAAACGUUACAGAAGCGCUGCAGCUCUGGAGAUGACUGGGAGAUGGUGUUGAUGGAGGAGAGCGGAGAGAAGCCCCCCCUGAUCACUGACAGGGACCCUGAUGGAGCCAGUAGCAUUGCUGAGAGCAGCCAGAUAUUGGAAGCUUCCCAUGUCAGAGAUCUGCUGAAGGAGCUUCCACCCAGAACAGUGGGUCACACUUGGCAGCUGUCGUACAGCACGUCGCGUCACGGCGCCAGCCUCAAGUCGCUCUACCGGAAACUAAGUGCAAUAGACUCACCUGUGCUCGUAGUCAUCAAGGACGCGCUUGAUGAGGUAUUUGGCGCAUUUCUGUCUCACCCACUGAAGCCCAGUGAAAAGUUCUACGGCACCGGAGAAACUUUCCUCUUCAUGUUACAUCCUCGCUUCAAGUGCUUCAGGUGGACUGGAGAAAACUCUUUCUUCAUUAAGGGGGAUUUGGACUCGUUCUCAGUCGGAGGAGGAAGCGGCCACUUUGGCCUGUGGGUGGACGAGAACUUGUAUCUUGGCCGCAGCAGUCCCUGCUACACAUUCAACAACUGCUGCCUCUCUGAAACGGAUGACUUCCGGGUCAUGGAGUUGGAGGUGUGGACUUUCAGUUAAAAGGAUGGAAGUGGCUCAGACAUAAUCAUUUUCCAUUUCAUUUUAACAUCAACGUCAAAAAUUAACCGACCAGUGGAGACGGCUCUCGGACGUGCUCACAGCCCUAAACUACUCACGUCUUUAAUGAUUUAUUUCUGUGGUGAGUUUAGCUGGACUGAACUGAAACUCCAUGUUGGAUGACAUCUCAGAGACUUUUGCACUUUGCUCUUAAUGUGAAUCAGUAAUAAUAAUAAGAAUAAUAAUAACAGUAACUUGCAAAUGAACAAGAAGUUGCAUGUCAUUAGUCUGACUUAACUAGAGUCAUGGUUUGUGUUCACGCUAUUUGUAAAUACGACACUGCAGUGUUAUUUUCGAGGCAUUUUUUCCGCACAUUUUCAUUACCAAAUUUAGCAGACACAGUCAGAAAACAAUACUUUGCUGAAGAGGUUUUGCAUGACAAAACACUCAGCUUUAGCUUGUACAUCUUAGGAAUGCAUUUUUCAAAGUGUCAUCUUUAACAAAGAUAGGAUGUAGCCAUGAAAGCAUACUGUGGUGGCCAUGUUAUCACCUGCACUUGGUUGCUCUUUAAUCACUUGACUUCUGCAUAACUGGUGUAAUAGCUGAUGUAUUUCCAAGUCUAUCUGUAACUUACAGCCUGGAUCAGUCCUCAUUAUGUGCAGUUGAUGACAAAAAACUAAUAAAAAAAUA